AAUUAAUAUUUGUCGAUAAAAGAGCAUAAUUUAUUUCAGAAAUAAUAAAUUUGUCUCAAAUUUGUAUAACAACUAAUAUGACUGAUAAUACUUUACUAAUCUUUGGUCUCGUAGUGUUGACCAUUGUCUUAGUGUUGAUUGUCUUAUUGAUAGUUAUUUGGAUUUACAGAUAUAAACUGAGAAAACGUUUAAAAGGCGGACAUAAUUUUGUAAUUAAAAAAACUCCCAAAACGGUUGUCUUAGGCAAACAUAUUAAGACUCAACGAGACAUCGACAUUGACAGUAGUGAAUCAUCUGUGGACUCCCGUGAGGCCAAAAGAAACGGUUCGGAUAGUAAACUAUCACCAAUGGUUUCGGGAGGAUUUACAGUUUCCGAUAGUCCACCGAAGUCGUCGGCAGACUAUGAUUUGGAUGUAAAAAGCAUUACUGAUAGACAACCACAACUUAAACCAUCAGAAAUAAAGUCAUCAGAUAUGAGGAAACAAUCGAUGCGAUUAACUGAUGUUAAGUCAAACAACAAAUUGAAUGAAACGAAAAAUAUUGUCAUCGCUAACAAUAGCAACAACACUGCUGUUAAAGACCUUAAGACUAAGACAAUCGAUACUAAUGUUAGUCCAAAGAAAUCACAGACAGGAUCGCCAUCAUCUCCGCCGUCGUCUCCGCCAUCGUCUUCGACAUCGUCUCAGCCAUUGUCUCAGCCAUUGUCUCAGCCAUCGUCUCAGCCAUCGUCUCAGCCAUCGUCUCAGCCAUCGUCUCAGCCAUCGUCUCAGCCAUCGUCUCAGCCAUCGUCUCAGCCAUCGUCUCAGCCAUCUUCUCCACCAUCGGCUAAAAGCAAUCUUCUGGCGGCAAAAUCACAACAAUCGCCGAAAUCAACAUUCAAAUCACAGAUCCAACCUAUGGAGUCAUUGGGGUUUGAUGUCAAAAGUCAGACACUGGGAUCUAAUUUGAGUUAUGCACCAUAA
Messenger RNA from Oppia nitens, 962 nucleotides. RefSeq lists its product as uncharacterized. NCBI's taxonomy places the organism in Eukaryota, Metazoa, Arthropoda, Arachnida, Sarcoptiformes, Oppiidae. The transcript has a single exon. Bases 78 to 962 code for a protein of 294 amino acids. The record is from RefSeq and is a predicted model, not a curated record.